CGCCUCGGGUGGCGCCGGGCCGCGCCUGCAGGACGCGCUGCUGGCGCGUCGCGAAGCUCUGGACAACUGGGCGUACGACUGGUGGCUGGCCGACAUGUACCUGGGCAACCCGCUGCCGCUGCCGGUCAACUCCAACCCCGGCAUGGUGUUCCCGCCGCGCAGCUUCCGCUCGGCGCACGACCAGGCGCAGUUCGCGGCGCGCUUCCUGCGCUGCCUGCUUGACCACAAGGACGUGCUCGACUGCAAGGCGCUGCCCGUGGAGCGCGCGACGAGCCGCGAGAAGGGCCAGCCGCUGUGCAUGGCGCAGUUCUACCGCCUGCUGGGCCACUGCCGCACGCCGGGCGCGCCGCGCGACUCGCUGCACGACCACGCGUCGCGCAGCCACCACGUCGCCGUCGUCUGCAGGAACCAGGUCCGCCACGCCCCAUCCCUCUGCCGCAACACCGCCCAAAGCCGUCCACGAGCCGCUGCCCGGCUGUCGGAGCGCGAGCUGUGCGCGCAGCUGAUGCACGUGCUGCGCGAGGCGCCCAGCCUGCCGCCGGCGCCGCCGCUGGGGCUGCUGACGGCGCAGCGCCGCGACGUCUGGGCGGCGCACCGACGCCUGCUGAUGCAAGACGAGCAGAACCGCGCCAGCCUGGAGCAGCUGGAGUCGAGCCUGGUGCUGGUGUGCCUGGACGAGCCGCUGCCCGCCAGCUUCAACAGCCGCACCCUGCGCGAGAGCCGGCCGGAGGUCGCCAGGGGCCACCAGGUGGCGGGCCGCGACGAGACCAACAUGGCGCACCAGAUGCUGCACGGCGGCGGCUCCGCCCUCAACGGCGCCAACCGCUGGUUCGACAAGACGGUGCAGGUGGUGGUGUCGAGCGACGGCGUGUGCGGGCUGUGCUACGAGCACUCUCCGGCGGAGGGCGUGGCGGUGGUGCAGCUGAUGGAGCAGGCGCUGGCGGGCUGCGCCGACCUGCCGCCCGCGCCCUCCGAGCCGCCGUGCGCGCCGCCCCACCUGCCGCCCCCGCGCCGCCUGCUGUGGCGCCCCGACGCCGCCCUCAGGGAGGCGCUCCAGCGCGCCGCGCAGCACCUCGACGGCUUGGUGGAGGACUUAGACUUCUACGUCUAUCGCUAUGCAGGCUACGGGAAAGAAUUCAUUAAAUCGAGCAAAGUCAGCCCUGAUGCCUAUAUUCAGCUAGCGUUGCAACUAGCGUACUUCAAGCUCAACCGUCGGCUCGUGGCAACUUACGAGAGUGCGUCUACGAGGCGGUUCCGGCUGGGGCGAGUGGACUGCAUCCGGUCUGCCACUCCGGAGGCCCUGCAGUGGGUGACGGCGAUGUGCCAGGAUGAGGACGAUGGGACACAGCCUUCUGGAAAACGGGUAACAUUCAGCCUCUAUGAUGAAAAAAAGAAGCUUGAGCUGUUUGAUGCUGCAAUCAAAAAACAAACGGAGAUAAUGGUUGAUAACAUUUUAGGUCAGGGUAUUGAUAUCCAUUUGCUUGGUCUCAGAGAAAUGGCUAAAGAGCUUGGGGAACCAUUGCCAGAAAUUUUCUCUGAUGAUUCAUACAAAAUUGCCAAUCAUUUCUCACUGUCUACUAGUCAGGUUGCAACAGCAACUGACAGCUUCAUGGGUUAUGGACCAGUUGUUCCUGAUGGGUAUGGUGCAUCAUAUAACCCAAGAUCAGAUACUAUCACUUUCUGUCUUUCAGCAUUUCACUCGUGCCAGACUACAAGUACAUGGAAGUUUGCUCACAGCCUUGAAGAGAGUCUUAACAGAAUGCAACAACUGGUUGGCAAUCGACAAUAGAACCAACAUUUGUUGUUUACAAAGAAUAAAUUCUGUUGAAGCCAAUAUUAAGCUAGUAAGGAUGCUAUUAGAAACUCACUCAGUAUUACAGGAACCAAAUACCUCUUCAUUUCUCUUAUUACUAUGAUCACACUGCAACACAUUUCCUCAUAGGAAAUGCUGAAACAAUCUCUAAAAAUUGAAAUCAUGCAAUAUUUUCCUACUAGAAAUACACAUCAAUAAGAAUAAAUACGCAGUAGGUUCCGAAAACAAUAUGAAAGUUUCUGUGUAUGCCUCAACAAAUUACAAUAAAUAGCAUGUUUAGUUUAUCAUUGGCGAUCAAAAAAGAAGGUCAAUUUACUAUUCUACUUCCAGGAGUUUAUUAGAUACAUAAGAGGAAAUUGGUUUUACAAUGUUACUGUAAUCACUAUGCACAACAUAAUAUGUAGCUAAGAGGAGUACCAGCACAUACAGCUACAGCAGAUAUUUAGAGAUCUUAUGCACAAUACUAAUAGAUGGCACUUAUUUCAUUAAUUAGAUUUCUUUUGCAUUUUGUCCCUACACCAGUCUUCAGUUGUUCUGGGCACUGUAGUUAUCUGGUUACAGCAUAUUCAGUUCAGUCAUUAGAGUCAGAACAUUGAUAAAUAAUAAGUCUAAAACUUAAAGAACAUCAUUUCCACAGUGCUGUUAGUUUAAAACAGUACAGUACUAAGCAGUGGUAGCUAUUUUCAAGCAUGUGAUCAUUAUCAAGAGCAAAUGCCAUCCUCAUUUGCAUAGUCAUCAAUGGACAUGCCCUUGGAAUAGGUAACUCCCACCUAAACACACACACACACACACACACACACACACACACACACACACACACACACACAGUAAUUUUUAAUUAAAUAUUUAUUUCCACACGGUAUAGAAUAAACUGCUGGUACUCUUUCAUUAUUAUAGUAUUUUCCAAUUUAUACAAGAUCAUUUCUUUCCCUAGUACCAGGUUUCUGGGACACAGUCCAACAAUGUGAACUUCUAGCAAUAUUGCUUGUGCUUGCUGAAAAAUUAUUUAUCCACAAUAGUUUUCUUUGCGUGACAAAGAUGCAUUGUCAGAAGAAGUGCUGCGAAUAUUUUUAAAAAAUUACUUUUAUCAAGUACACAAUAUUGCUGUCCUUAAUACAU
Messenger RNA from Schistocerca americana (American grasshopper), 2932 nucleotides. RefSeq names its product choline O-acetyltransferase (gene ChAT). Gene Ontology annotation, biological process: acetylcholine biosynthetic process; neuromuscular synaptic transmission. The transcript is spliced from 10 exons. The record is from RefSeq and is a predicted model, not a curated record. The coding region runs from base 95 to 1789 and encodes 564 amino acids. Lineage: Eukaryota; Metazoa; Arthropoda; Insecta; Orthoptera; Acrididae. Gene Ontology annotation, cellular component: neuron projection; cytoplasm. Gene Ontology annotation, molecular function: choline O-acetyltransferase activity.